Molecule: messenger RNA, 1363 nt
Organism: Andrographis paniculata
Lineage: Eukaryota; Viridiplantae; Streptophyta; Magnoliopsida; Lamiales; Acanthaceae
Product: thaumatin-like protein 1
Exons: 3
Coding region: 326-1225 (299 amino acids)
Biological process (GO): defense response
Cellular component (GO): extracellular region
Source: RefSeq, a predicted model, not a curated record
GUAUUUAUGAGUGGAGUGCAGAUGAUGAAGAUUCCCUUUCCAUCCACUCUCAAAUUCAUCAAUUCCUCACUUUUUUCUCUCUCCUACAUCUCCGGCGGCCAUUCCUCCGAUCCGCCGCCUCUUCAUUAACUCCGAUUCAAUCAAUGAUCCAUCCAUAUUAUCAGUCCAUUGCAAGAUUCACCAGAUACUCUUCCCCAUUAAUCCGAAUCCACAUAUAUAGAUAGAUAGAUAGAUAUAGGAAUUAAUUAAGCAAUUGUAUUGUAUUCAUUCAUGGCUUCAUUCUAUACCAUGGCAUUCACCAUUCUCCUCUUCCAUAUUCGCCUCCAUGGUAAUUGGAGCUGCCAAGUUCACAUUUGUUAACAAAUGUGAAGAGACAAUUUGGCCCGCAGUUUUGGGAAGUCCGCGUCUCGACACCACCGGAUUCGAGCUCCGGAGUGGCGCCUCCCGAGCGUUCCAGGCUCCGACCGGCUGGUCCGGCCGGUUCUGGGGAAGAACCGGCUGCAACUACGACCAAUCGGGCCGGGGGUCCUGCGCGACCGGCGACUGCGGCUCCGGCCAGCUAGAGUGCAACGGCGCCGGCGCCAAGGCCGCCACUUUGGUGGAGUUCACCCUGGGGUCGGGCUCCAUGGACUUCUACGACGUCAGCCUCGUCGACGGGUACAACUUGCCCGUGAUGGUCGAGGCGAGCGGCGGAUCGGGACAGUGCGCGUCCACGGGUUGUGUGGAGGACAUAAACCGGAGGUGCCCGGUGGAGCUGAGGGCAGAGGGAGGCGGCGCGUGCCGCAGCGCGUGCGACACGUUCGGGACGGCAGAGUACUGCUGCAAGGACGAGUACGCGUCGCCGGCGUUGUGCAAGCCGUCGGCGUACUCGCAGGUGUUCAAGGGCGCCUGCCCCAAGUCCUACAGCUACGCCUUCGACGACGCCACCAGCACCUUCACCUGCACCGCCGCCGAUUACGUCGUCACCUUCUGCCCGUCCCUUCCGAGCCAAAAAUCAUCGGAGCCGGACGACGGCGCACCAGAUGAGACCGGGUCAGGAGGAGCCGUGCCCGAAUCCGGGUCAGGGUCGGGUCAGGAGGCUAUGUUGGCAGACGGGUCGUGGCUAGCAAAUUUGGCUACUGGGGCCUCCACUAGAACGAACAGCAUUGAUGCUGCUGCUCGGGCAUUGGUACUCCUUAGUCUACUUGUACAUCUCGCUUCAGGACAACCUUUUAGAUUUUUCUAGCAUUGAUUAACGGCUCUCUGAUGUUUUCAUUUCAACAUCAAUCAAUAUUAAGGAAGGAGGCCAAAGUAGAGAAAAAAUUCAUGGAGGAAAGAUUGAAGAUAAAUAAAUGGAGACAAGUGAAUUGGGUGCCCCGUACAA